GGUUUUGCUUCCCCCAAUUCCCGCUCCACUCAAUCCCGCCUCCAUUUUGGUGCUGAAUUCGGAGGGGUGCAUACUGUUAUUUAAUUCUUCGUUACCGCAUUUGCAUUCAGAGAAAGGAAGAAGUUUAAUUUACAAUAUUUAGGUGCUAUUGUAGUAAAGUUGUGAUAUUUUCAUAUCAAAUCAUGGACAAUUUUGAAGAUGUGGAGUCUGAAGACCGGCGGGAAGUUCAACUAACUUUGUUAACCCCAGCAUCUUCCCGGGCUGGGAGCCCGUUCGACCAGGAAUUAACAAAUCAGGGACUGUUUGAUUCAGAUCAAAGGAAUCACCAAACUGGGGGAGAUUUAACCUUCAUUGAGGAUUCUAUUAAUUCGAUAAUACCAAUACAAAGGCUUAAUAAUGAUGUAAAAAUAAUUAGAAUAAUUGAUGAAGGCGCUUUCGGAACAGUUUUUCAAGUGCACCACCAAAUAGAUAAGCAAUUUCAUGCUUUAAAAUGUAUUGAGUUAACUACAGAAGACAAAGAAAAUAGAAUCAAAACAAUGCAAGAGGCCAAAACGCUAGCAGAGCUCAAACAUGAAAACUUACUUCGUUACGGUGACUCCUGGAUCAAUAAAUAUUACCCCUUGGAAGAUAUAUCAUGUGAUGAUAAUGAUAAUACUACUUCGAGGACAUCACUGCUGUGCAUAUUAACAGAAUUAUGUGACACUAACCUUACUCAACUUAUUGAUGCCGAUUUGCACCUACAGCCUUCUAGAGCAAGGGCUAUUUUUUGGAAGAUAGCAGAAGGCCUGGCUUAUUUGCACGCCAGAGGCUUCAUACACGGAGAUCUAAGGUCGGACAAUAUUCUUAUCAAGAAAAAGGAUUUAAACAAAAAAGGUGAUUGCGGAGUCUGUUUUCAAGGGUGCUACAGCUCUUUCCAGUUGCCCUGUGGACACAUAUGUUGUUCCCAUUGUGUUAAGGUGAUUUCGAUUGAAACUAAGGAGUGUGUCAUAUGCCAAGUCAAGAUCCCGUUUGGUUAUUUUGAUAAUCCAGUAGCAAGUAUUGAGAAAGAAAACGAUGUGUACCAAUGGAAAUUUGCAGGCAAAAAGGGAUGGUAUCCAUACGAUAACCAACAUAACGUAGCUUUAGAAAACGCAUUUAACGCCGGAUGUCUAGAAUGCAGCGUAAGAAUUCAACACACCAUGUACCGAAUAAAUUUUCCAUACAUGGUACAAAUGCAGGAGACUGAUAGAACUAAGACUCGUAAAAUUAGGAGGGAACCACCUUCAUUGAUAGCCAAAGAUGAUGAUACAGAUGACGUCAAGAUCGGAGAUUUUGGACUUACUAAGUUGACAUCGGAUAUGUUUACGGGUUAUACUCAAAAGGAUGACAUCUACCGUCUCGGCGUGAUUUUGCUGGAUAUGUUCAUGUAUUCUAUAAUUGACAAGAAUCUAUGCAGUGGAUGGAAUGUGCGGCUUAAGAAGGAUACUGUUCUGCGGAACAAAAACCCGGAAAACAUGGGCUUAAUAUAUUUAUUAAGCCUUCUUCUGAAAGACGACCCUAACGACCGUCCCACCUGCGCCGAACUCCUGGGUCCACUUAAAAGGGGGUUUGAGCAGAAGCUAAGAUUGAGGAAACGUCAAGCCGACCAAUUACAGGAUGACAAUACGAAACGAAUGCGCGAAACCCAACUUCGAUAAGUUUCAUAAUAUUUUUUUUAGUAUUUCCAUAUUAUAAUCAUUUUAUAAUUAGGACUAAAUUCUUCCCCAUACGUUUUUAUAGAUUUUUAGUAUAUUAAACUAUUGAAACCUAAUUCAUCGAGUGAAAAUGACAACACUAUUAUUUGUAUCGUUGCAGACUUUCAGAAAAGGAGUCCAACUGUAUAUAUUCUAAACAGUGUGUUCAUUGUUUUUCUUGUAUCACUUCUUCUGUCAAUUCUGACAUGCUCUACAUUUCGUUAUUGACUUAGGUCAGUUGCACUUGCAUUAGGUAAAUACUUCCGAGCAACUUUGGGUCCGAUUCGGCCAAAAGGCCAUACCCUCCACGUUGUGUUUUCUCCAUUGCUGCAUAUUCCUUCGAUGAUGAUCACCGGUAAUAAACAUCUGAAGACUUUGAAGAUUUGAGGUCAACCCCACCAGGCAAGACCUUUUCUCUACAUGUAACUGAGAAUGUGAUCAAAUCAGGCCUAGCCCUCAACUUCUAAGAACUGUUACUUCGCUUGGGUCGGCCUAAUCAACACUCACCGCCCUUAUUCUGAUCACCCGCUCAAAAUGAUGAAAGCGACUGGAAGAAAUUUUAAAUAUUAAUAUGAGGCGGAAAUGACGUGAAAAAAGAAGAUGGAAGAUAUAGAAAAUACACUCAUGGAUCUUUUGUUGCAAUUGUGUCAUACUUAAUGGCAACGAAGAAGGAAAUACAGUUCUAGACACGCGUGUAUAGCUCACUUACGAGUUUUGUUAACAUAUACAGCGGCAAUCAAGAAGAAAUCGUAUGCAGCUGAUUAAUAUUACAACAAAUCAAAACAGAAAAGACUGCGACACAAACCACGAUAGUCCAAUGUUUCCGUAACGCUGGAGACUGUUUCAAGUGGAGGCGCAUUGUGAGAGCUGCACUAUCCACAAUAGAUACGUCUCGUCAUACAACCACAAUCACUAUGCCAAGAGUGAAUGACCGAGGGGGAGGAAAACGGAAAAUGCCAGAAAAUUUGAUUUAUGUGAAUAAUUAAUAUUUUAAAAAAUUACGAAAGAAGACUGAUACAAUACAAUCGCAAUAGCUCAUCAUUAAGACCAGUUGCAAAAUAUGAUCAUUUAUUGAAAGAUAAAUUCCAUAAUAUGCAAGUGUUCGGUAAAUCUAAUUUGGCCUAGCUUACACUCAAAUCUACCUGAUUUGGAGUGGCAUACGCCUAAUGUACGAGACCAGAUGAAGAGCUUUAUGUAAUAAAACAGAAAAUAUAUGCAAAAGAUACUGGGACCUAAGAGCCACAAUACAUCUCGUGACAACACGAUGCAGAAGGCAAUUCGACUGGAGGACCCAACUAAGGUACUAGUCCAUAGGUUUUUUGUAUUUUACUCAUUCCAAGGCAGACGCAGAAAUCGCCAGGUUUCGCAUUGUUGGAGGCAUUGGUAUGAAACCAGUGCAGCAGCACUAAAAGGUAUUCUUAAAUACUGAUCGGAUGCGGAGUAAUCAGAUACAUGAGUAACUGUGUGAGGUAUUACAAAAACUGGAGAAGGUGGAAAGGAAAUGUGUAAUUCUAAUUAAUCAUUUUAUCAAAACCGUCGUAUCUCACACACUAAACUCGAAAGCAAGGGCGGAGAUGAGACUUUGAAACCUACAGUUAGUAGCAGAGAAAAGUAAACUCACCUGCAUAGAAGCUUCUAUACAGGGGCGCAUAUAUUUCUUUUGCUAACUGUAUGACGAUAAGAACGAGAUGUAUUAAGAAGAUAAACUGAAUUAUUGUCCAGAUUUGAGGUUUGUAAAGUCGAUCGGACUUAGGUACUCUGAAAGUCUGCGUUUUGUCAUGGUUUUGUUGCUACAGGCUGCUUAUUUUUGUCAGCGUUUUGAAUUCUGUAUUAUACGGACAUCAGGGUUCAGUCUCGUCUUUAUAUUUGCGGCUAUGACUGCCUCUGUCAAGUUGCAAGUGGCGCAAGAUAACCUCCUUCGUCUUUUUCUGAAUGUACUUAUAAGAAAAGGACAUAGUUUUCCCUACGGUCGAGUCUUAUGAUAAGAUAUGCUAGUCACUAGUGGCACUGACGUGACUUAUAAUUCAUGUAAAUGUCACUAAUUGUUUAAAAAGAUUUCUUACACCUCCGAAAUGGAGUAUUAGAUGAUCUUUACAAUCAUCAUCCCAAUCAAAAUUUUCUAGUCAUUUUUUGUUGUUAUGAUAUGUUUUACGCCUCCAAAAAUGAAACUAUGGAGGCGAUGAAAAGCUAUGUUACGCUUGGAGACCUUAUACAUCUCCAAAAAGUAGAUUAGUACUUAUUAUUUGUUACAAUUGCUGUAAAUAUUUGUUAAAGUUUAUAAUACGGUGGGUUUGCUCGUGGCAGAAAGCGGUGACAAUUUAUAUACGAAUGGAACAAAAAAAGUCACUUUUAUAAAGCCCUAAAUAGAUACUUACUUGGCUGCGCUCGCUGGAGAAAAUAAGACUGAUACCUAUUCAUUAACUAGGUACUUUAUGUCUUAAGUGUAACUAAAUACUUGAUUUAUUUUUCAGCUUUUAAUAUAAAGACAAGAACGCUCUCUUCCGUCAGAUCACUUUAAAUCAUCAUCAUCAUCAUCAAUUAUGUCUGGUGACUAGCUGACUGAAACAUACAUAUUAUGUUUAUGCAAAAUUACAGCUCAAUCAAACACCGGGAAAAGGGUGAAAAACUUCACUUGUGGUGUUUUAAGAUUUGAAUACAAAACAAAUAGAGAAAUGGGGAAGACAUUGAAAUAGAAUAGAUACUUUUCAUUAUGAUUUAAUUUUCCUUUUUUUUCAGACACUGCGGAUGAAGCUACUAAUAUCGUGUUAAGACCAUCUCCAUCAUUCACCCUAGGAAGCUUCUGUGGCUAAGUGGAUCCUGACGCGAGCUGCUGCGACCUGCGACUGGCGGAUAAAGUGGCAGGGGAAACGAGAAAUUUGGCUGGUGUCUUAACAUACCUUACCCUGCUGUCAGGAAAAUAGUGAAUAAUAUGAAGAAACUUCUGGAUCGAGAUCAAAAUAAUUUAUUCCCAAUUGCCUUUUCCCAAGUCAUUAUGACUGGUCAUAAUAUGCUGCCCUCAUAUCUAAUAAACCAAGGGAAACUGGAAGAGAGAAAGGGAAGCCAAGAAGGGCAUACAUGGAACAAGUGAAGACAAGUAAACCUUGUGUUAUCAGCUGUCAAGGAAAAUGCUAAAGUACUUCAUAAAUACACGGAUAAUACUUGGUUUGAUUAACCCCAUCAUUAAUGAGGAUAACAGUCUAAUAAUUCCCUGUGAUUUUGACCAGAUGUUGCUCCAUCAUAUUUAGAAAAUCCACAAGAAACCUCAAUGCCCCUUUUGUCCUUCCUUUGGUCCUUCGAACAACUUAACCCACUGCAAUGAAAGUACCUCAACUGCUGAGGUCAUAAUACCAUGUCUCCCUCUUGCUUGGUCCUAGCAAGUCUUCAACAAGUGCCUUCACUGGAUUCAGAAAUUCUCCAACUCGUUACAAAGACUAACCGACCGACAACACAUACAUACGGUAUAUUAUGUUUUUUUUUUGUAGUUAGUCUAAUUCUUAUCUAUACCCAAAAAACCGGGCAAGUGCGAGUCGGACUCGCGCACGAAGGGUUCCGUACCAUAAUGCAAAAAAAAACAAAAAUAAAGCAGAAAAAAAACGGUCACCCAUCCAAGUACUGACCACUCCCGACGUUGCUUAACUUUGGUCAAAAAUCACGUUUGUUGUAUGGGAGCCCCAUUUAAAUCUUUAUUUUAUUCUGUUUUUAGUAUUUGUUGUUAUAGCGGCAACAGAAAUACAUCAUCUGUGAAAAUUUCAUCUGUCUAGCUAUCACGGUUCGUGAGAUACAGCCUGGUGACAGACGGACGGACGGAUGGACAGCCAGCGAAGUCUUAGUAAUAGGGUCCCGUUUUAUCCUUUGGGUACGGAACCCUAAACAAACUAUUUUCUUUUAACAAUUUUAUAUUCGAUUUGCGCUAUCGUUAAUUUUAUUGUGCUUAGUACUUAGUCUAGAAAUCGUAUUUUUAAUUUAGCUAAUGUAUGACUUAUUAAUGACUUUCAUUUCAAGCUGGUUAAUCUACUUUAGCUAGUGAGUUAAAAAUAUGAUUCUAGUAUUUUGUAGUUUCUCAGCGUUUUUCCUCUAGAAAAGCGCUGGUAGACUCAGACAUGUAAAAUUAGUUUGUAUUAGUUUUAAGUUGAAAUGUUAUAAAAGAUGACCUUCUGCAGAGUUUCUUGCGGCGUUUCUUCUCUAAGCAAUGGGUCCUUUCCGAAGCGCUGGUAGAUUAAAAAUGACAUGUAAAGUUAUGAAUAAAUAAAGAAUAAAACUUAA
Molecule: messenger RNA, 5975 nt
Organism: Cydia fagiglandana
Lineage: Eukaryota; Metazoa; Arthropoda; Insecta; Lepidoptera; Tortricidae
Exons: 12
Coding region: 183-1676 (497 amino acids)
Biological process (GO): protein phosphorylation
Cellular component (GO): nucleus; cytoplasm; cytosol
Molecular function (GO): ATP binding; zinc ion binding; eukaryotic translation initiation factor 2alpha kinase activity
Source: RefSeq, a predicted model, not a curated record